AUGGAGGGGCAGCAGUGCUUGGUCGGAGGAACAGAGGUUGAUGGGUGGGAGAAGGACGAUUCCCGUUGUGGGGUGGUGGAGGAGACCGCCGCGGGAGGGGGAAGAGACAGGAGAGGGUCAGUGCCCCGCCGGUCAGCAGACGAAGCAGGAGGAGGAGGAGGAGGAGGAGGAGGAGGAGGAGGAGGAGGAGGAGGAGGAGGAGGAGGAGGACGGACGGACAAAAAAAAUCUCCUGCAAUCCUUCUUCGCCCAACUAAUGACCUUUAAGGAUGCAGGAUAUCUUGAAGUGUCUUCUCAACAUGUUCUUAAGAUACUGAGAGCUCUGGAAGAGACGGAAGAGAAGAGGUAUCUUCUCCCAGCCAAUCCUCGCCUGAACUCCAGAAGUGAUGAGGCACAAUUUGCCCAAGAAUUGUCUACAACUGUUGGCCAUAAAUGGAUCGACCCGACUCAAGUCAAAGACUCGAGAGGCAGGCAACCUGUGGACUGUGUUUGCCAGAACGUGACCGGCCCAAUGCACGAUGGAACAAAACCUGGGACAAACCAUGAACAAAAACUGGGGCAGAGCACAAAGUACGGGAUGGGGGACAAAACAGUUCUCCAGGCGGUGCUGCUGCUGCUGCUCACCUGUGUGGCCACCAAUGUACAUUCAGCUCCAUUCAGCGUAGAUGACUUCCUUCAGCAAAAACAGACCGACCUCUCCACGCUGUUCCACUCAACGAAAGGAGACGUGAUUGGACCGCUGUUUAAACAAGAUAUGCCACAUAACUGGGAUUCGUCCGAUGGAGGUUGCUUCUAUCAGUUCCAACACUACGAGGAAGGGGAUAGAAUCGUCACCAACGAGCCUUGCCUCAACUGCACCUGUCACAAUUCAAUGCUAAUGUGUUAUCUCAAGGUGUGCCCAUUCAGCAAGCCCAUUGGGCAAGACUGUACCAUUGAGAAGAGCCCAGACCAAUGCUGCCCAGUUAUUACUUGCCCACAAGUGCCUGUCAAUCUUCAAGUCAUGCAAAUGAUGACGUCAACAACUACGCCGGAACCAAUCAUGUCCACAGCAAUGACAACAUCAACUGAACAUGGUUGCACCAUGGAAGGGCGAUACUAUCCUGACGGAGCUCAGGUACCUGGAAUGCCAGACAAACCUUGUGAACUCUGCUACUGUAUCAGGAACCACACAGCUUGUGUCAUGCAGGAAUGUAUCUUGAAGGUUAAUGGAUGUGAUCCAGUAUUCGAAGAUGGUAUCUGCUGUCCAGUGAGAUACAAAUGCGCUUAUGACGAGAUCGAGGGAUUCACAACCACGACUGAAACAGGAGGCCUUAUUGGAGGCAACGACUCUGCAGUCAUGCCAGCCACCACUACCAUGAUCCCAGGACCCAUUGGUUGCAUGCACAAAGGAGAGUUCUACUCGGACGGAGCGUCCAUUCCAACUGAAGACCCUUGUGAACACUGCUACUGUAUGAAGAGUGACCUCGUUUGCGCCAUACAGGAAUGCAGGUCUCCUUUGGAUGAGAUGUCUGAGAACUGCACCCCAAGGAUCCCUGCUCCAGGACAGUGCUGUCCCGAGGCUUAUGACUGUCGUGACGGUUCAGUGCAUACAUUACCCCCUGUUGUUCCCCUGCCAAGAUUCACUCCCCCGAUCUCUGGCACACGAGAACAGAGACUGGAACCCGAUUCCCCAAUUGCUGAAAGACCCGAAGUGACAACAGUGACGUUAGACUAUUCAACAUUAGCUGGCACAAAUACCACUGAUGCAGAUAAUUUGCUGUCCUUCCCAACAUCGUCAGGGACUGGGGAUGGGCUUAAGGGUCCAACCGAUACCACCAAAGUUGAUGAAACUACUGAUGAAACUGUAAUGGAGGAUAUAACGACCAAACCACUAGGAACUGGAACUGAAACUGCAACAAGCACACCUUCUGAUGGUACUGAACAAACAUAUAAAACAACUAAAACUACAGCUGUAACGGGAUUGUCAACUGAUGAUGGUGAGAGACUAACAACUACCCCUGCUUAUGAAGACAUAGACCAUUAUUCUUCUACAAAGGCACCAGCAGGGACCACUGGUGGACAGACAUUUACUGAGCCAUCAGGCAGUCCAGAUGAAACUGAUAUCCAGCCAGACAGUGAGGAUGGGAUUAUGGGUCCAACUGAUACCACCAAAGUUGAUGAAACUACUGAUGAAACUGUAACGGAAGAUAUAACGACUAAACCACUUGGAACUGAAACUGAAACUGCAAGCAAGCACACCUUCUCUGUAACGGGAUUGUCAACUGAUGAUGGUGAGACUCUAACAACUACUCCAGCUUAUGAAGAUACAGACCAUUAUUCUUCUACAAAGGCGCCAGCAGGGACCACUGGUGGACAGACAGUUACUGUGCCAUCAGGAGCUCCAGAUGAAACUGAUAUUGAGUCAGACAGUGAAGAUGAACUUAAGGGUCCAACCGAUACCACCAAAUUUGAUGAAACUACUGAUGUAUCUGUAACGGAGGAUAUAACGACUAAACCACUUGGAACUGAAACUGAAACUGCAACAAGCACACCUUCUGAUGGUAGUGAACAAACAUAUAAAACACCUAAAACUACAGCUGUAACAGGAUUGUCAACUGAUGAUGGUGAGAGACUAACAACUACUCCAGCUUAUGAAGACACCGACCAUUAUUCUUCUACAAAGGCACCAGCAGGGACCACUGGUGGACAGACAGUUACUGAGCCAUCAGGCAGUCUAGAUGAAACUGAUAUCCCGCCAACUCUAACAACUACUCCAGCUUAUGAAGACACCGACCAUUAUUCUUCUACAAAGGCACCAGCAGGGACCACUGGUGGACAGACAGUUACUGAGCCAUCAGGCAGUCCAGAUGAAACUGAUAUCCAGUCAGACAGUGAGGAUGGGAUUAAGGAUCCAACUGAUACCACUGAAUUUGAUGAAGCAACCGAUAUAACGACUAAACCACUCGGAACUGAAACUGAAACUGCUACAAGCACACCCUCUGAUAGUACUGAACAAACAUAUAAAACAACUAAAACUACAGCUGUAACGGGAUUGUCAACUGAUGAUGGUGAGACUCUAACAACUACUCCAGUUUAUGAAGACACCGACCAUUAUUCUUCUACAAAGGCACCAGCUGGGACCACUGGUGGACAGACAGUUACUGAGCCAUCAAGCAGUCCAGACGAAACUGAUAUCCAGUCAGACAGUGAGGAUGGGAUUAAGGAUCCAACUGAUACCACUGAAUUUGAUGGAGCAACCGAUAUAACGACUAAACCACUCGGAACUGAAACUGAAACUGCUACAAGCACACCCUCUGAUAGUACUGAACAAACAUAUAAAACAACUAAAACUACAGCUGUAACGGGAUUGUCAACUGAUGAUGGUGAGACUCUAACAACUACUCCAGCUUAUGAAGACACAGACCAUUAUUCUUCUACAAAGGCACCAGCAGGGACCACUGGUGGACAAACAGUUUCUGUGCCAUCAAGCAGUCCAGAUGAAACUGAUAUCCAAGAUGAUGGCGAUGGAGAACUUUUCCCCACUGAUACUCAAACUUCGAAGAAACCAACACACAUUGGAACAAUAACACCAAGUCCUUCAUAUGAAACCACAACUGAUGACUCUCUAACAGACUCAACAGAUGAAACAUCUAGUACAGUAGACACAUCCACACUUAUAGCAGAACUAGGUGAAACAGUAACUGAUAAACCAGGAGAUACUGAGACAGUUACCAAAAAACCAGAUAAUGACACAGCUACUGUUGCAUCAACUGAACGACCCGAUGGAGUUGCAAGUAAAAUACCCACAACUGAAGACUAUUCUACCAGUAACACAACUGACAGUGGAAUAUCAACUGAAAAACCAGAAUCUGAUAAAAUUGAUGGAGAUGAAACACCUACCACAGAUGAAAUCUUCACUGAAGCAUCACCAAUAAGCAAAGAGCCAACAGAUACAUCUGUGGUAACUGAUAGCCCCACUGAUGUUACUUCACCAUACAAACCAACAGGCCCUGAAGAUGGAGCAGUUACUGCUAUACCUGGCAAAAAACCAAUGGGAGGCAAUACCUCUACUGAUUUCCCAGGGGGUGAAGAUGGAACUGCCACACCAACAGUUACUGAAGUGUAUACUGGAGAACCACCAACUGACAAACCAACAGAAUUGCCAGAAGUGACUGAAACAUACACUGAUAAGCCAACUGAUGCUGAAGAAGAAGAUGAAUCCACUUCUAUCCAGGAAGGCACUGGAUUUACUACUAUUAAACCUACAAUUGAAGAUAAACCUACAGAUAGUGAUGUAAUUGGAGAACCAACUGAUCAAGUAACAGAUGGGCCAACAUCCACAGAUGAACCUACAGAGUUAAUUUCGUCCACAGAGCCCACUGAUGGUGAUGACACUUAUACAGAACAGCCUGGAGAUGACAAAGUAUCCCCUGAUGAUACAGGUGACAGCUUAGGAUCUACAGUUAAGCCUAGUGAUGGAGAAGCAUCAUCAGAACACCCAACAACUGAUAGCACAACAGAUAUUUCCACAAGUGACAGCACAACAACAAGUAUACCGACUCAUGAGAUACAAACUGGAACACCAGAUGAAUCCGAAAUAUCUAGUGGGACAUCUACUAAUGAAACAGCAGAUGGAGUAUCUACUGUAGGAACAGUAAGUGAAGAAGAAUCCACAACUUUAGAAUCAGCUCCUGAUAUUUCCACAGAAAUUCCUUUUGUGACGGAAACAUACCCUGAUAAUGUGGUUGAUGCUGAAACAUCUACAUAUGCCACACCCACAGAAGAAACAUACACUACUUUACCAGAAGAUGGCACAGUUCAUACUGUAAAACCAACAGGGAUUUUAGUAACUACAGUUUCAUCAAGUGAUGAGAAACCCACAGAAUUUCCAUUUGAGGAGCCAUCAGACAUUCAGUUAUCCAAAUGUUCAAUAAAUGGGAAUGAAUAUGGGAAUGGGUCUUCAGUUCCAGUAAGCUCUAAAUGCCAAGAAAGUUGUGUAUGUUACAAUGGAAACAUUACCUGUGAAAUACUAGCAUGCCCUCCAGCACCGCCUGCUUUUCUAAGAUGUGUGUCCAAUAUCCCUGAAGGAGAGUGUUGUCCAAGCUAUACAUGUCCUCCAGACCAAACAGAUACCACCGAAUCUCCAGUGUGUGUUCGUGAUGGUAUAGAGUAUUUCGAAGGAGAAUAUGUUCCUAGCCAUGAUCUGUGUACUGAUUGUUACUGUCUGGAUGGAGAGAUUAUAUGUGCUUACCUUGAAUGUCCAACACCUGUCGGGGAAAACUGUAAGCCCCUAGAAAGACCACCAGGUAGCUGCUGCCCAACUAAAUAUCAGUGUGACACUGUUAUGCCUGAUACAGCAGAUCAGGUGAAGGCAAAUGAUACUGAUGAACAAGUAACUCCAUCAACUACCCAAGCAGCUUCUACCAGUCAAUCUACAGACUCUCCAGGUACCACGAUGACAGGUCCAGUUUCUGCCAUGGAAACUCGAACAACAGCUCCUGAUGAUGCAAUUAUGACAACUCCCAUUUUGACAACAACAGAAAAGUAUGCAGAAACAACUUUAACUUUUAUACCAGUGGGUGAUGUGGAAGAUACUUCAGAAACUGCUAGUGGAAUAGAAAUCAGUUUUCCAGGGAUUACCAGUGAAACUACUGUAAGUGGUCACACUGACUCUGUCACUACAACCAGCAGCACAGACGUUUCUAGUGAUAUUUCUGUUAGUGAAACUGGUGAAAUUAGCUCUGAUGAUGAUGAUGAAUUGGGGUAUUCAACAAUCAUCCCUGUCACUGACUCAGGUUCAUAUACUACAACAUCUGGAAUAAUCUCAGAAGAACCUGAUAAAGGUGAUGAAACUGGCACUGAGACACCAAGUACUGCCGAUGUAUAUGCUACAACCAUAUAUCCUAGUGAAGAACCAGGCUUUGGCACUUCUGUGACUGAUGAAGGAGUUAGUACUAGCAAGCCACAUGUAUCAGUGACUUCCCCUGGUACUAUACAAACUAAUGGCACAACAAGCACAGGUAAACCAAGUGCUGAAGAUGGAGACUUAACUGCCACAUCUAAUACUAAACCAAUAUCUGAUAUUACUGAAGAUGAUGUUUACAUUACCCCGUCAUAUGGUGAAACAAGUUCUGAUAGUGCUAUUGGAGAUGACACCAGUACUGGUAAGCCAGAACCUGAGGAAUAUGAUAUAACUGCAACUACUCCAGCUGUUGAAACAUACACUGAAAUAUCAACUGGGAAUGUAACAGGCUCAGAUGAACCAAGUAAUGAUGGUGAAGAUGAAACAAUCAUACCUACAUCUACUAGUGCCUAUGGAACAGAUAGUCUUACCACUGAAAAAUCUCCAGCUACAAGUGAUAACAGCAGCAAACCUGAAUUAGACUCUUAUGUUGGGAAUACUACACAAACACCAGAAAGUGAUGGUAUCGCCACCAGUAAACCAGACAUUGAAAUUGUUACAACACAGUCAUCAUCUUCUGUAGUUGACCAAGACCCUAGUACCUCUAAUGAAACGGAGGAAACUACGGUUACAAGUGAUGAUAGCAGCAAACUUGGCUCAGAAUCUGAUUUGGGAAUCACUACAUAUGCACCAGAUGCAGUAAAUACAUCUGAGCCAGAUUCUCCAAUAGCAAGCUAUGGAAAUACUUCCAGUCAACCAGACACUGAAACUGAGUAUACUACAACAAAGCCAUCCUCCAAUAAAACUACCACUGAAUCAGGAACAUCGAUUGGAUUUCCAGACGGCAUUCCUGGAGAAGGUAGCUGCAUGUUCAAAAACACUACAUAUGCCAAUGGUGAAAAUAUACCACCACGAACACCUUGUCAGGAGUCUUGUACUUGUCAUAACAGCAUUAUAGCAUGCACACUCAAGCCAUGUCCAUCACCACCUCCAUCUUUCCUACGGUGUGAAGCUGUUGAAGAUCCUGAACAAUGCUGUCCAACAUACAACUGUCCUUCACUGACUACAAAUACCACUGAGACCCCUGUCUGUCUGCAAAACGAGACUAUAUUUGCCAAUGGUGAGUUUGUUCCUAGCCAAGACUUAUGUACUGACUGCUACUGCCUGAAUGAAGUCGUGUGUGCAACCUUAGAAUGUCCAAAACCUGAGGGUAAGAACUGCAUAACGUUAGUUGUGCGUGAAGGAAGUUGCUGUCCGGAGAGCUAUGAAUGUGAGGAUACUGAUGGCACUGAAGACCACACCACACCUCAAACUGAUCAUCCAGAGGAAUUUGGCAAUGACACUACUACAGAAGCAUAUGGAAUUACAGACAAAGAUGGAGCAACAACUAUCAGUGAAAUUUCAACAGAGCCAACAGAAGUCUAUGUAUCUACUUAUCCUGAUGACGUGCCCACAACUAUUGAAGUGGUAACCAUUUCUGCUGAAAUUUCUGAUACUUCUGAAACUGGUUCUGAUACAACAACUGAAGAUGAAGGAGAAACAGAGAAAUCCACUCCCGGGUAUGUGACUAUUUCACCUACAGAAAUUGGUGGUACAGUAACUGAAUAUUCAACUACAGAUGAUGGGUCAGUAAUUCAUACUGAUAAGCCAGAUGAUACUGAAAUAUCCACACCUUCCACUACCUUUGACUACCAACAAACUACUAUCACAUCUGUAUCAGAAAUAACUGAUUCUACAGAAACAGCAGAAUUAAAACCAACAAAUAAUACUCUUUCUGGAGUAACUGAUUACUCAACUACCACAGACUAUUCAGCAACAGAAGAUUUUGGAGCUGAAACAAGCACUAAUAUGUCAUCAGAGCAGUCUACUACUCUCUCUCCUGAUGAAGAUGGCAUAUCUACUAAGCAUCCAUUAGGAGUCACUGAAAUAUUUACAGAAUACUCAACAAGUAGUUCAGAGACAUAUACAGACAAAAUAUCUGAAACAGGUGAUGGAUCAACAGCUACAUACCCAGAAGAUUCUCCAGCCUCUGAACACCCUAUUGUGUUCCCAACAACCCCUGGUUCAACAACUGUUACAUACCCAUCUGAAGAUACUGCAGCAACAACAGAUACUUCGAGUGAAACAGGUUAUGACUUCCAAGAAUCUACUGUACCAUCAACUGAAUAUCCAGUAUCGGGUGAUGGAUAUGGAGUAUCUACUGACCAGCCUGAAAAGGGAGAUGAAAAAGUACCUUCCACUACUCUUGAUGACCAGGGAACAACUAGUUCUACAGUACCAGAUGUUACUGGUUCAGAAGUGCAUACUGGUGGAACAACUGAAUAUCCAAGCGAUGCUCAACCUGAAGGAACUUCAGUACCUAUGUUGGGGCAAGAAAUAUAUACUCAUGGGCCAAAUUAUACUGACACUACAAUUGCUGAAUAUCCAGAAACUGAAACAACACCAGUCGAUGAUGUGAUAUCCACAAGGUACCCAUCGGGACAUGGAUCAACUACUAGAUAUCCAGACAGUACACAAACAACCAUCGAGCCAACAACAGAAUAUCCAACUAUUGAUGAUGAAUAUGUGACAUCUAGUGACCAACCCACUGAAACUAAAAUAACUGGGACUAUGCCAUCUACUUCAGCAGAUGAUCAAGAGACUAGUUCACCAACGGUAGAUAUUACUGCUUCUACACAAACGUCAGACUUGAGACCAACUAUUUCUCCAGAGUACACUGAUGAGACAUCUGAAUAUCAAUCUGACAUUCUCAGUGGAGUAACUUCAUCUACAGUCAGUGAAGGGUUAUCUAUUGGUGACCUGAUUGAGAGUGACAGUUCAUCUCCUGAGUCUGGAGGCACAGCUACAGAUACUUCAAUUGAUUAUCCUACUACACUUUCACCUGGAUUACUAAGUCCUCAGGAAACAUCUACAGAUAUUCCCGAGUAUAAUACUACACUCUAUCCUGAACAACCAAGCACUCAUGAGACAUCUACAGAUACUUCAGAACAAACUACUAUAGUCUCAGAAGAACCAGACACUCAAGAAACAUCUACAGAGAUAACACCAGUGAGUGAUGCAGUCCCAACAAUGCGCCCAUCGGAAAAUGUUUCAAGUACUGAAUAUCCAGAUUAUCCUGAAACAUCUGAUUUACCCACGGAUAUAUACCCAGUCGCAACAGAAGAACCCACAGAUCCUAGUACAACUGUUGCUGAUCAGACUGAUAUUCCUAUUGGAACCAGUGAUGGUCCAAGUAUAAGUGAAGAAGUUGAUGGAGGCAUCAGUGACCUUACAGAAGAACCUUCAACAACAGAAGAAAUUGAUGAUACUUCAGUAAGUACCGGUACAUUCACCACAGAGUUCCCACCAGUAACUGAAAGCACAUCUACAGAGUAUCCAGAGGGUUCAUAUGGAACAACCACAAGUAUUUUAGGACAAACUACUCAUGAAGAUAAAACUCCUCAUAUCACAACAACAGUAUCACCCACAACAGCUGGGGAUUCAGGACUUGCAUCAUUAUUGGGUGAACCAUGUUUAAUUGAAGGCACUCUCUAUGAAAAUGGCACUAAUGUACCAUCAUCAUCUUUAUGCCAAGAGAACUGCAAGUGUAGCAACGGCAUGGUUUUAUGUCAAAAGCCAUCAUGUCCUCCUGCUCCUCCAGGAUUCCUUCGGUGUAGUACUAUUCCUCCUACUGACGAGUGCUGCCCAUCAUACAAUUGCCCUCAGCCCACUGCCCCUACAGUAACAGAUUCUCCCAAUUGCACAAGAGAUGGUGAAAUUUAUGCUGAUGGCGAGUAUGUACCGAGUCUGGAUGAAUGCACAGAUUGCUACUGCUUAGGAGGUGAAAUUGUAUGUGCUCUUUUGCAAUGUGUUCCUCCAGGGGACAAUUGCCAUCCUUUAACACAGAAUAACAACUCAUGCUGCCCAGAUAACUACGAAUGUGCCGAAACAAUAGACAGCUUUAUCAGCUCAAGUACAGCAACACCUGAUGUCACAGAAACAACUCCAGUUGCGAGUAGUGAAACUUCACCAAGCCACAGUGACAGCACCCUAUUGACAAGUUACCCUACAUCUAGUAGCACUACAGUUACUGGGAGUCCCUUGGUUACUGAAGCAUCAACCACAACGCUUGAUGGUGAAGGUCAAGAUGGCAUCACCAUUACAGAGGCAUCUGUUGCAACUGAUGGAUUCGAUACAACCAGGCAACCUAGUGCAACAGUAUCAUUUACUGUCACAGAAGAAACAUUUGAACCUGAAAAAAUAACUGUCAUACCUGGCAGUGGCACUGUACCACAGGGUAGUGAACAUGAUCCGGAUGACAUUUCUCAGACAUAUAAGCCAAUUACAGACUCCUCUACUACAAGUGACUUUGUGACAGUUGUGCCUGCUGGAGCUGUGAGCAAUGAAACCAUACAUUCUUCCACAAUACCACCAUUUGUAACAGGCUCAACAAGUUAUUCAUCAACUGAAACUGAAGAGGCAAGCACCGAUUCUACAGCAUCGGGCUAUUUAACUGAAGCUACUUUAGCUGUUACUGGAACCGAGAUUACUGGUAGUGACACCGUUGUUACUCAGGGAGGACCACUUAUAGGGGUACUGACAUCUUCAACAGCCAAGUAUCCAGAAGUUUCUAGUGAUGGUAUUGAUAAGGUGACUGGCCACGACCAGACCACAACUACAGUCUCAGCACUCUCCUUGGUAACUGACCCCUCUGGCCAUAACAUUACGGGCAUCAGCUCUACAACAGUUACAACCUCAACUGAAAAAUAUACAGGGGAGACGGAAUCUACUGACAAUGUAACAGAUAAAGUACUGGUAGAUGGAGUCACAUCCAUGGAUGGAGAUACUAUUAUUUUCCCCGGUUCAUCUUCAUCUACAACACUGAGUUCAGCAACAUCAUCUACUGAUUUGCCAAUUUCACCAUCCUCGAUUGAAACUGACUCACACACUUCAUCAGUGACAUCAUCAACUGAUUUACCAAGUUCAUCAUCGUCAACCGUAACAGGGGAUUACUCCACAUUUGCAACAGACUCAUCUGCUUCAUCAGUGACAUCAUCAACUGAUUUACCAAGUUCAUCAUCGUCAAUCGGAACAGGUGAUUACUCCACAUUUACAACAGACUCAUCCACAUUUGCAACGGGCUCAUCUGCUUCAUCAGUGACAUCAUCAACUGAUUUACCAAGUUCAUCAUCAUCAAUCGGAGCAGGUAAUUACUCCACAUUUGCAACAGACUCAUCCGCUUCAUCAGUGACAUCAUCAACUGAUUUACCAAGUUCAUCAUCGUCAAUCGGAACAGGUAAUUACUCCACAUUUGCAACAGACUCAUCCGCUUCAUCAGUGACAUCAUCUACUGAUUUACCAAGUUCAUCAUCGUCAAUCGGAACAGGUGAUUACUCUACAUAUACAACGGACUUAUCCACCUCAUCAGCUACAUCAUCAACUGAUCUACCUAUUCCAUCAUCCUCAAUUGCAACAGAUUCAUCCGCUUCUUCAUCUGCUUCAUCAGUGACAUCAUCUACUGAUUUACCAAGUUCAUCAUCGUCAAUCGGAGCAGGUAAUUACUCCACAUUUGCAACGGACUCAUCCGCUUCAUCAGUGACAUCAUCUACUGAUUUACCAAGUUCAUCAUCGUCAAUCGGAACAGGUGAUUACUCUACAUAUACAACGGACUUAUCCACCUCAUCAGCUACAUCCUCAACUGAUCUACCUAUUCCAUCCUCCUCAAUUGCAACAGAUUCAUCCACUUCUUCAUCCUCAACAACAACAGAUUACUAUUCUACAUCUGCAACAAGUAAAACUCCAGCCCCAUUCCCUCCAUACCCAGGUCAGACUUAUCCAGAUUAUCAUACACCAAGUGCAUCACCUUCGUCUCCUGAAACCUCAACAGAAUUUGUGUUAGGGCCUGGAGCAUGUCUUUUUGAUGGCAAGGUAUAUGUUUCUGCACAACAGAUACCCCGAGAUGAUCCUUGUGAUUUCUGUUUCUGUUUCCGUGGAGAUAUAAUUUGUCUGCAGCAGUCUUGCCCUCCUCCUAUACCAGGAUGUUAUGAAGAACCUAUUGCUGGUUUCUGUUGUCCCCGCUAUGAGUGCCCUGUAACGCAAACCGUUGUCAAUGUCACUACCACAACAACACCAAUACCAUUUUAUCCUCCAGUUCAGAGGACCCAGAAAGUGACGAUGUGUGAAAUAGGUGAUCGAUUUUACCAUCCUGAUGAGAUUGUUGAAGAAGCCUCAGGACCAUGUUUAGAAUGCAGAUGUGGUCAUGAUGGUAUGAUGAAGUGCGAUCCAAAGGACUGUGGAGCCCAACCGAUGUUACAAAAGAUUUUGGGCAGAAAAUAUAAACGGUGAAGACAUUGACGGUCGGGGAUUUGUCAUACCCCGUAAAAAGCUUCCCACCACAUUCAUUUUUCUUUCUUAAUUACAACUUAAGUAAUUUGUACUUUUAAGUCUUCUACCAUGGUGCUUUUAUAAGUGUUAUAGUAAGAAGCAUCCUUCACAUGACACAUUAAGAAGGGGAGACUUUGACCCUGGCAAUUUAAUGUUAGCUAAAUGAUGUAUGCAAGGAGGUGAGCCUGAAAAGAUGUCUUCCUAAUUAUCUAUAUUAGUUUAGCCAUGUGUCUACAACGCUCAAAUAGCAAGUCUGUGUUAAUAAGGAGUGAGUAUGCGUAUCUAUGUCUGUGAAAAUCUAUAGAAAUUAUAGUAGUGCCAAGACGCUUCUCCUAUUUUUCACUAAGCGUAUUUGUGUGUGCUCUCUGUCCAUGUCUGUCCGUCUGUGUGUGAUAUAGGUGCCACUGAACUUUUGUUGUAAGACGACAUUCUAGAAAGUUUAAGGAGAACUUAAGGCAUUUUUGUAUACUGCUUUAUUCCAUUUAUUUUUUAAUUACUUGGUUUUGCUUACGAUCUUUCAGUCAAUUUGCAUUUAGUACUUCGGAGGCAUUACAAACGGCAUUUUCAUUUCUUAGCACCUCAAACAUUCUGCUGUUUCUCUCUGAACACUUGAUCAUUGUCUUCAGCUGCUUAAUAAGGUUACAUGGUUGACACAAGUGUUAGUAUGAAUGUUUCUAUAUCCUUAGAAAGACAUCAUGUCCAUGGUUUUGUUUUCUUCAAAUGAAUUAACUGAUGCUGCUUGAAGAUAGAUAAGGGACAAUUAUUUUGUUUAGCCGAAACGCAGCGUCGGAAAGGUCAAGAUAAUAAUAUUUUUCCCGCUCGUUACUACACUGGCACUUUAGCAGCUUAAAUGUUCUCUAUAGGAAAUUUCAUUAAUGAGCAACAAAAGCAUUUUAGUAAUUCUGAAUCCCAUGUGCAUAUUCCAGUAGUAUUAAAAAAUGGGCAUUAUUGACAUCAAUGAUCAGUUUAAGGCUAGCAAAAAUUUCCCGAGUCAGAAAACGAACGUAUUUAUGCUUUCAUCAAAUUCAUGUUCCGUAGACGAGGACAUAAAUAUCACAAUUUCCGUCCGUUCUAAGACUCUUAAUUAAAGUCCCUGUGAACAAGACUAAGUACUACGCGUCGGCCAAACCUUACACUGAACUGGUGCCAAACCACUAUUAAUUACAUAUAAUUACAUCUGUGGCUUAAUGUUAAUUCAGGAAUGAUUGUUCUUAUUUGCACUCGUUAUGAACUGAGGCUAAUUUCCCUUAUAGAAUAGUAAUUGGAGACUUCAGUCGAUUAGGAAUCAGUGCCGAUUAGGAAUCAGUGCCACUUCAACUCCGAUUAUAUAUCUCAAAAGCUCAACUGGUAUAACUAAUGGCCGGCAGAGAAGUAUCAAAAUUUAGAAAAUCACCAAAAAAAAAACUUAGUUGUAAUUUCUGAGAAUUUAAGGAAUUGCGCACUUUUGGAAUUCAUAAUCACCGAUAUAUUUUCUGCGUAAUCUAUGAAUUCCAACGCGUUCCAAGUAUUCCUGCCAUACCCAUCGCCACCAGCGCUCAAUCUCACUCUAGUGAAGCGCCAGUAGAAGUUUUGCUUUGGUGGUCAGGGGAAAAUAAGUAUAAGAUUUUGGCUGGCUUUAAAGGAAUAAAGCUAGCCUUCAUUAAGACUAAGGCUGGCUUGUGUAAUAUUACAUAGUGAUCUAGGAGUUGCGAAAGCUGAAUGCAUGAGAACAAUAAAUUUUCCGAAUACUCAUUGUCUGGUUAGUAGCAGCCUACUGAACCAAGCAAGUCGGUAUUGUAGUAUUCAGGCCUAACUGACCUUGGUUUCCGAGUUCUCACCGGCUAGGUCAGACUACGUCAUGGUUUUCGUAGCCUGGCCCAUUAGCAGCAUCCGGGAGCUGGAAGACGAAGGCGACGACACACGAGUCUCCAGGGUUGUGUCCGACGAGUGAUGACAGUCGAUCUGAUUAGUAGUUAGUAGAGAUGAACUGCCAUGGUCAAGUCACUGCUUCGAUGCAGCAGCAGUCUCUGUGGUAUUGCGCAGUUCAGAAAAAAAGUGUCCAAGAAACAGUAUUCUUUCCAAGUGUGAUAACUUAAGUGCAUUUUUUAUAUUAUUUAUUGCAAUAGUAUUUCCUCUGCAUUUUAUUCCAUUUAUAGUAUAUUAUUAUGUACAGCUCUUGUCAGCGUUCAUUUAUUAUGAUGUACCCUCUGUAAGCUUUUUAUACCUGUAUAAAAUGUGAAUAAAAUAAGAAACUAA
This is a messenger RNA of Macrobrachium nipponense, 14478 nucleotides long. RefSeq names its product serine-rich adhesin for platelets-like. Gene Ontology annotation, molecular function: protein binding. NCBI's taxonomy places the organism in Eukaryota, Metazoa, Arthropoda, Malacostraca, Decapoda, Palaemonidae. Gene Ontology annotation, cellular component: plasma membrane. The record is from RefSeq and is a predicted model, not a curated record.